CGGCCGGGCCAGUUAGAUUUGGCGGUUCGACUUCAAGAUGGCCGAAGCGAACAACGCCAAUGUAGACGGCGCUUGUGAGGAAAAAGGGCCUGAGGGGUUGUCUUCGGAAUCUGUGCCACCCGGCACUACCAUUUCGAGGGUGAAGCUCCUCGACACCAUGGUGGACACUUUUCUCCAGAAGCUAGUCGCCGCCGGGAGCUACCAGAGAUUCACUGACUGUUACAAGCGCUUCUACCAGUUGCAGCCUGAGAUGACCCAGCGAAUCUAUGACAAGUUUAUAACUCAGUUGCAAGCAUCUAUUCGGGAGGAAAUCUCUGAAAUCAAAGAGGAAGGGAACCUGGAAGCUGUCUUGAAUGCCUUGGAUAAAAUUGUGGAAGAAGGCAAAGCCCGCAAUGAACCAGCCUGGCGCCCCAGUGGGAUCCCAGAGAAAGACCUGCACAGCGCCAUGGCACCCUACUUCUUGCAGCAACGGGAUACCCUACAGCGCCGUGUGCAGAAGCAGGAGGCCGAGAACCGGCAGCUGGCAGAUGCCGUCGUGGCUGGGCGCAGGCAGGUGGAGGAGCUGCAGCUACAGGUCCAGGCGCGGCAGCAGGCCUGGCAGGCUCUACACAGAGAACAGAGGGAGCUGGUGGCUGUGCUGAGAGAGCCUGAGUGAGGAGAUGGCUGGGCCCAGAAGCAGAGGGCAGGCAAGGUCGAGGGCCUAUGGUCUAGCAUGCUGGGCCUGGGCCUGUCCUCUGAGAACAGCUGAAAUGGUGCCCAGUCCUUAAGCAGUGAUGGAAUUUGCCAGAGGACCAGGCUAGAGCAAGCCCCACUGCCACUGUGCCUUUGGGGCGCCCUUGGGGUUGGUCUCAAACACACCCCUCACCUUCAGAUUCCUCCCUGUUUUCUUCUAACUGGAGGAUUCUUGCCAGCUCCCACCUGGGAAUCAAGCACUAGCUUCUUUCCUCCUGGUUCAGGUCAACUCUGCCAACCCCCUCCUGCUGGUUCCUGAGCCCUCCCUAGGACCUAGCUUGGGGAAUCUGUUUUCAAUCUCCACUGAUUGUCCCCUUGCUGGCCAGCCCAAGGGCUCUUACCACGUUCUCCCCACAUCCGUAAAUAAACUUCCUCCACUACACUGUAA
Molecule: messenger RNA, 1120 nt
Organism: Propithecus coquereli (Coquerel's sifaka)
Lineage: Eukaryota; Metazoa; Chordata; Mammalia; Primates; Indriidae
Gene: PMF1
Product: polyamine-modulated factor 1
Exons: 5
Coding region: 38-655 (205 amino acids)
Biological process (GO): chromosome segregation
Cellular component (GO): MIS12/MIND type complex
Source: RefSeq, a predicted model, not a curated record